Messenger RNA from Colletotrichum gloeosporioides, 1029 nucleotides. Its product is annotated as putative quinate permease. Lineage: Eukaryota; Fungi; Ascomycota; Sordariomycetes; Glomerellales; Glomerellaceae. Gene Ontology annotation, biological process: carbohydrate transport; transmembrane transport. Gene Ontology annotation, molecular function: carbohydrate:proton symporter activity. The transcript is spliced from 4 exons. The coding region runs from base 1 to 1029 and encodes 342 amino acids. The record is from RefSeq and is a predicted model, not a curated record. Gene Ontology annotation, cellular component: membrane.
AUGGCCCCAAAGAGCAUUCGAGGUCUAAUGACCUUGUGGUUCAACGUCUGCAUGUUGGGAGGCCAGGCACUGGGCAUUUUCACAGUGUUUGGCUGCAGCACCAACAUUUCAUCGGAGCACAGUCUUCAGUACCAGAUUCCCUGGUUCGUUCAGACCUUUGUCCCCGCAAUCGCUGUCGGCUUGUCAUUCUUUUCAGUUGAGUCGCCGAGGUGGCUCGCCAUUCAGGGAAAGCAGAAGGAUGCCCUUGACGCUCUGGUGAAGCUCCGUGGUUUACCAGCUGAUCACCCAUACUUGGAGGAGGAGUAUGCCUUGAUCGAAACCCACUUGGAUGAUGAGAACCAGCAGUCUGGGGCAGGGUUGACUAUCGUUGCCUAUAUCCUUGCCCAAUUUUCCGGCGCCAACUCGGUUACCAACUAUCUUCCAACGAUCUUCGGCUACAUUGGAGUUCAGGGUGCUGGUGUCAAAGUCUACUCUUCGGGCUUAUACGCCGUUGCGAAGAUGAUUUGUUGUCUUGUCGCCUCCCUUGUCUUUGUCGAUGUCCUCGGCAGACGAAAGUCUCUCAUUAUCGGCAUUACAAUUCAGGCUGCUUGUCGCGCCUACCUCAGUGGCUAUCUGAAGUACUUUACCAAAGACCCAGACUCAGUACCGAAAGGGGCAUCAGACGCUGCCAUCGGCAUCAUCUACAUCCACGCUCUUGGAUGGGCUGUGGGACUUUAUACUUUACCAUACCUGUUCGGAUUUCACUGGUUGUUCUAUUUCGCCAUCACAAAAGCAACACCGAGCAUCCUGAGCAGUAUGGACAUCUGGGGUGCCUUCUUGUUCUUUGUCGGAUGGUGCAUCCUUGCCUUCAUCUACACGCUGUUCUUCAUUCCUGAAACGAGUGGCUUGAGCUUGGAUGAAAUGGAUGCCAUUUUCCAGCGACCCAUGCACAGGAUGCGACAAGCAGCAUCUGGGAAGAGUGAGGAGGAGCGAAUCGGCAGGCGAGUCUCGGUUGAAAAGGAGGCAGUGGCCCAUCUUGAAAGGGACUAG